This is a messenger RNA of Pan troglodytes (chimpanzee), 720 nucleotides long. Its product is annotated as small ribosomal subunit protein eS10-like. Lineage: Eukaryota; Metazoa; Chordata; Mammalia; Primates; Hominidae. The coding region runs from base 120 to 635 and encodes 171 amino acids. The record is from RefSeq and is a predicted model, not a curated record. The transcript is spliced from 2 exons. Gene Ontology annotation, cellular component: cytosolic small ribosomal subunit. Gene Ontology annotation, molecular function: RNA binding; structural constituent of ribosome.
GAGCAACAUAUAUAUGUGUAUAUAUAUAUAUAUAAUAUUAAAGAAAUUCUGGGGGAGUUCGAGUUCCAUCGGCCCCCAUCCGGGCCACCCUGCCACCUUAGCGGCUGCUCCUCCCCAGAAUGCUGAUGCCUAAGAAAAACCGGGUUGCCAUUUAUGAACUCUUUUUUAAAGAGGAAGUCACGGUGGUCAAGAAGGAUGUCCACAUGCCUAAGCACCUGGAGUUGGCAGACAAAAAUGUGCCCGGCCGGGCGCGGUGGCUUAGGCCUGUAAUCCCAGCACUUUGGGAGGCCGAGUCCCGAGGCUACUACGUGAAGGAACAGUUUGCCUGGAGACAUGUGUACUGGUACCUUACCAAUGAGGAUAUCCAGUAUCUCCGUGAUUACCUUCAUCUGCCCCUGGAGACUGUGCCUGCCACCCUACGCCGCAGCCGUCCACGGACUGGCAGGCCUCGGUCUAAAGGUCUGGAGGGUGAGCGACCUGCAAGACUCACAAGAGGGGAAGCCGACAGAGAUACCUACAGAAGGAGUGCUGUGCCCCCUGGUGCCGACAAGAAAGCCGAGGCUGGGGCUGGGUCAGCAACCGAAUUCCAGUUUAGAGGCAAAUUUGGUCGUGGACACCGUCAGCCACCUCAGUAGAAUUGGAGAAGAUUAUUUUGCAUUGAAUAAACUUACAGCCAAAAAGACUUAAAAAAAAAAAAAAGAAAAAAAUUGUAUUAUGUCG